Messenger RNA from Nasonia vitripennis (jewel wasp), 4617 nucleotides. RefSeq names its product RNA polymerase II-associated factor 1 homolog. Gene Ontology annotation, cellular component: Cdc73/Paf1 complex. Gene Ontology annotation, biological process: transcription elongation by RNA polymerase II. The record is from RefSeq and is a predicted model, not a curated record. The transcript is spliced from 5 exons. Gene Ontology annotation, molecular function: chromatin binding; RNA polymerase II complex binding. The coding region runs from base 280 to 2031 and encodes 583 amino acids. Lineage: Eukaryota; Metazoa; Arthropoda; Insecta; Hymenoptera; Pteromalidae.
GUAGUUUAUGUCGAUCGAGAUUGUCGAGUCACAAUACAACCCAAUAACAUGCGUGGUGGACUGGUGGUUGAAGAACCAAACCAUGCCGCCCUCUGAUCGGUCGCGUUUCACUAUUUAUUCGUAUUCGGAUUGGUAAGUAGAGUUAGUUUCCUAAUGAACGGCAUCCUGGCCAGAUCACCUGCGCUUCAGCAUAUUUUAGAGUAGCCUUAUAGUUCGAGACGACAAAAUACAAUUUGAAGCUGCAGUUAAGUGCAUAAACAAUUGCGGACAUCAAAAACGAUGCCGCCGACAAUCCAGAACGGCGCAGCCGACAAGCGCGGCGCGGUGAGACCGACGGAAAAGAGAUUGGAGCUGAUUUGUAAGGUCAAGUACUGCAACACACUGCCCGACAUCGCUUUUGAUCCAAAGUUCAUUAGCUACCCCUUUGAAUCCACAAGGUUUAUACAGUACAAUCCAACAUCGUUGGAGCGCAACUACAAGUAUGAAGUACUCACUGAGCAUGAUUUGGGAGUACCAAUUGACCUUAUUAAUAGGGACACAUAUGCCUGUGAUCCCAAGAUCCCAUAUGAGAUGGAUCCAUUAGAUGAAAAGUUACUGGAAGAAGAUGUGAUCACACAGCAAGAUUCAAAAAGAUCCAAGCAUCACGCCAAGAGUGUGUCCUGGCUCAGGCGCACUGAGUAUAUCUCCACAGAACAAACCCGCUUCCAGCCGCAAACUACUUCAGACAAAGUGGAAGCCAAGGUUGGGCAUAAUAUUAAGAAACACUUCAAGGAAGAGACAUUGUACAUGGAUCGGGAUUCUCAAAUUCGAGCUAUUGAGAAGACAUUCGAAGACAAUAAGAAGCCUAUUGAAACGCACUACAGUAAACCAAACGUUACGCCAGUAGAAGUCUUUCCUAUUUAUCCAGACUUCAAGAUAUGGAAAUAUCCUUGUGCACAAGUAAUAUUCGACUCUGAUCCAGCUCCAAUGGGACUGUCUGUGCCGGCACAGAUUGAGGAAAUGUCACAGGCUAUGAUUAGGGGUGUGAUGGACGAAAGUGGAGAGCAAUUCGUGGCUUACUUCCUACCGUUGGAAGAGACUCUGGAAAAGAGAAAGAGGGACUUUUGCUCAGGAAUCGAUUAUGCCGACGAAGACGAGUACGAAUACAAAAUGGCCCGAGAAUACAAUUGGAACGUCAAGAGUAAAGCUUCUAAAGGUUACGAAGAGAAUUAUUUCCUGGUUAUGCGCGAAGAUGGAGUUUAUUACAAUGAGUUGGAAACUCGCGUCAGACUGAGCAAACGAAGACAAAAAGUUGGCGCACCUGUUAAUAAUACGAGAUUGGUGGUACGUCAUCGACCGUUGAACGCAAAUGAAUACAAGAUGCAGAGGUUCCGCGAGAAGCAACUUGAGCCUCCUUGCGAGGACGAUGAAGAAGAGGAAGAGGAGGAGGAGGAAGAGGAGGAAGCAGAGACUCAGAAGAACGACGAGAAAAAUGAAGAUAAAGACGGCUCUGAUAAUGAAGAAAAUGAUGAAAAAGAAGGCAAAGAGAACGGUUCGCGCGCUUCAUCCCGAGCCUCUUCUCGUGCAUCCAGUCGCAAGUCCCGCUCCAAAUCUGCAUCUCGUUCCAAGUCCAGAUCUCGAUCUCCGUCCAAGGCCCGUUCGACACGUUCAGCCCGUUCAGCUCGCUCCGAACGCAGUCAGUCAAAAUCCCAGUCUCGAUCGCGAUCACGUUCACGUUCCCAGUCCGGAUCGCGCUCAAGAUCUGGUUCCCCUGCCAAGUCCGAGUCACGCUCUAGAUCGGGCUCGCCUGCCAAGUCUGCUGCCUCGCGAUCUAGGUCAGGAUCUCCGGCUGACUUUCGAUCUAGAUCAGGAUCACGGGCCAAGUCGAAAUCGAGAUCGCGUUCCAGGUCCAAAUCAAAAUCCAAAUCGAGGUCGAGAUCGAGGUCGGCCUCGGGUAGUGAAGCUGGAAGCGGAAGCGAGGCAGAGGGAAGUGGUAGCGGGAGCGGUAGUGGAAGCGGUAGUGGUAGUGACAGUGGAUCUGACAGCGAGUAAAAGAAGAAUAGGAUUCCGGUUUUGGACGCCGAGUCUACCUUCGUUUCUGUGCGCAAGAGUGCCGGUUGCUUCCUUCCAACUGGGAAUUGAUCGGGAUUCUCCCUUUUCUUGCUUCGGGCGACUUAUUUUAAACAAUAUUUCCGUCGAAAAUAUCAAGAAUCUAGUAUAAAUUGAAGCUUAGAAUCUAGUCUGGGUACGUGGCCUGAUGCCGAUAACCCAAAACGGAAGAAUAAUUUUAACAAUAGGACAAUAAUUCAUAAAAUUUAUGGAUAUUAUUCGCAAUUUUAUACAUUAAAAAGAAUUAAAGGCCAAAAUGAUUUAUUUCUUUAUAUCUGUAGUCUUUUUUGAAGUAUAAUUUUUUUCACCGCGCAGUAUUAUUAUUUUUUUAUUUAUUUAAUUUCAACAUUGAUCUGGUUCAUUAAACCAUCAUAGUAAUUAAAUUGAUCGCCUUGAUUAAUAUUACUCACGAUAAAAGGUUUCUGAAAGAAACUAUAGUUUUGUACUAUAUUGUUAGUAAAAAAGAAUUUUCUGAUAAAUUAUCUACAAGAUCUGCCAACCACGAGAGGUAAAACUGCAACGCGCUUACUGUAUCUACAUCCUAUCUAGCAUUUAUCUACGAUCCAAGUGUGAGCAGUUUGCAAUACUCUAACAACGUAAUUGUGCAAUUACAUGCAACAGUUGGAACAGAACCACCACUUUGAUUGAUAACACUUGUAUUUUAUGUAUCGUUCCGAUAUUUGAAGUAUAAAUCAUUUCGUAACAAGUAAAACAAGAUUUAACGAACGAUCAAAAAAUGAAUAAAAAUGUCAAGGAAAGCUCGGCGCGAAAACGUAAAAAUAGUGAUGACUUCGUUAACUCUCCAAGUACCUCCAGCAUAUCCACCAAGGACGAAUCACCUCCACAGAGCUUACCGGACCAACCAGAUAAGUUACUUGGCUUGGAAAAUAAACUUUCGAAGAAAAUUCAAACAUUACUGCCUAGAUUCAAACAGUAUAUCGUCUACAAUCCUUUGGAAUACGCCGCACAAGUUCACGCCACGUACGUGAACAGUUAUUGCAAGUCAAGCAAAAAAAUUCUUAUAAUCGGAGAAAAUCCCGGCCCUUGGGGCAUGUGUCAGACGGGUGUUCCGUUUGGCGAAAUAGAUGCCGUGAGAGAUUGGCUCCAAAUAUCGGGUCCAGUUGGAAAACCACCUGAGGAACAUCCUAAAAAAUUAAUUCUGGGUUUUGAUUGUCAUAGACGUGAGCAAAGUGGUAAAAGAUUGUUCGGAUAUUUUCGUGAAUUGUGCGGAAGCGCCGAUAAUUUUUUAAAACAUACAUUUUUGUACAACUACUGUCCAAUUACCUUGUUGAACAGAGAAGGCGGCAAGUAUGUUAAUCUGAAGGAAUUGAAGGCAAUAAAUAUAAUAGUGAUACAUUUUUCAUCUAUAUACAGUUUUUUCUUAUAGAAGAUUCAAAAAUGUAUGUUAUAGAAAAAGGAUAAUGAAGAGUUAUUCUCUGCGUGCGAUGAUACACUGAUCGAUGUAAUAAAGUUACUUGGAAUCGAGCUUAUCUUAGCUAUGGGAAAUUUCGCAGAACAAAGGGCAAAAGCUGCUCUUGAAAAAGCUCUCGACGCGGGCGAUAACCUAUUAGACGUCGACUCAAUCGUACAAGUUGAUUUUAUAUUUAAUUAACUUAUAAAGGUGUAAAUUUAACACUAAAUAUUUUGUAAUAAUUACAGCGCGUGUUGCGUGUGCCACAUCCUAGCCCCAUGUCGCAAUAUGUACGAAAGGGAAAAUGGAAUGAAAUGGUCAAUGACAUACUCACAGAACACGGAUUAAUGCAGUAUUUUAAAAACGAUCAAUCACCAAUCAAAAAUACAACGAUAGCUAAUAAACGUUAAGUUUACGUGGAAAACAAGACAAAGCCCAGCAUGACUUUAACACGCACAGCCAAGUAAGAGUUUAUUGACAAAGUAAAAUUAAUUACAUACUCUAAUUUUUGCCGUUAAAAAUUAAAUUCAAUUAAGCUGCUUUUGCUUGUAAGUGAAAGAAGUGUUUCGCGCGCUCGAAAGCUCCGCGUGUGCCAUCAGCGUAAAUGGAAAAACGCUGAUCAGCUUAAACUUGCGCUUGAAUUCGUGGUUCUGCGUGAGCGUUGCUAUCUGGCACUGGUAUCUUAUGCCCGACAAAUGUAAGACAAUACGAUAAUUGUUGAAGUAGUCUCAAGCUUUCAACUGGACUCCAUCUAUCAGCAAACCGAUGAAUCGCUCGUUCCACUCGGAGGGAUACAUAGAAAGCAGCGCUUGGAGUACGAAUUUGUUCCAGGGGAGAACUUUUGUGCUCAUAUAAGUAUGUCGACGAUGCAGUCUGUACAACUUGUUGACGUUGGCACUUGAACGCACGAGCAGCUCGGCUAAACUCUCUGGUAUAACAGCACAACACGCCGAUCCACAGGAGUAUCCAUAUUAUUUUUCGGAAAUAUGUCGCUGAGGGUGGGUUCUUUCUCACGGAUUACCUUCAAUAUCAGACUCUAAUAAUUUGUAACGCGAAGAAGCUCGUUUAUCCGAGCGCUGGUGUAUUUAUAAUAAUAAGCAUUGAAAUAAAUUCUAAAA